This is a messenger RNA of Platichthys flesus (European flounder), 1258 nucleotides long. RefSeq lists its product as uncharacterized. Lineage: Eukaryota; Metazoa; Chordata; Actinopteri; Pleuronectiformes; Pleuronectidae. Bases 149 to 964 code for a protein of 271 amino acids. The transcript is spliced from 7 exons. The record is from RefSeq and is a predicted model, not a curated record.
UAUAAGAGAGCAUGACAGAAUCAAGAACCCACACUCAGCUCACCGAGAGAAGAGGAGAAAACUGAGGAGCAAACAGCAACAAACCGUCUCCACACCUCAUACAGUUUGGACGCACAGAGCCAGAGGCAUCAGCAGUGAUACAGCAGAGAUGACGACAUCCACAAACAAGCAGCGAGAGGUCUACAACCAGCACGGCUUCCUCUCUGCUCUGCCUGUGCUGAAUCACACGGAGCUGAAGGAGGCCAGACACGCCUUCUCCGAGCUGGAGGGGGAAUUUGGUGAAGCGUACACCCAGUACAGCCUCCACAAUGUUCACCUUCAGUAUCCGUGGGUGAUGGGCCUGACCAAACACCCUCGCGUCCUGGAAGUGGUCCAAGCCGUCCUGGGCCCUGACGUCAUCCUGCUGGACUCCCGCUUCAUCUGCAAAUACCCCACACUCACAGCAGCCGACAUCCAGGAGAAUGAAGAAGGAGGAAGCAAACCUGAUGGGAAGGAUGGGGAGAAGGUGCUUCCUUAUGUUGCCUGGCAUCAGGAUAUGAGGUAUUGGGGUAUUGCAGGUGGCCCUGUUCUCUCUGUGUGGCUCGCUUUAGAUGACUCGCGGAAGGAAAAUGGCGCCCUUCAGGUCAUCCCAGGCAGCCACUGCUUGGGCAUGUUGCCCCAUCGCCAAGCCACCCGCCCUGGAAACAUGCUGUCGGUCAACCAGGAGAUCCCAGAGGAGCUGGUGCAGGCGGAGGAAGCUGUGUUUUGUCCUCUGCUGGCCGGACAGAUGUCUAUCCAUGAUGGGUUCCUUGUCCAUGCCAGUGAUGCCAAUACAUCCCAGAGGAGGCGCUGUGGGCUUGUGAUCCGUUACGUCCCCACCUGUGCUUACCCCACAGAGGAUCCGGAUCGUCCCAGGAAGUUUCAAGCCACAGUGUUGGCCUGUGGAGACGAUCGAUUCAAUCAUUUCUCCAACAAAAGCACAUGAGCACUCCCUGGAUUUUCUCUGCAAGAAUAUUUGCCUUCACGCUUUACAAGCUUAUUUAACUGUGUGUUUAUAUGAACACACUUUGUAUUCUAUUUCUAUGACAUAGUUUGUUCCAUAUUGUUUAGUAUAGAUGUUGUUUUGUCUCAUGUGCAGAUCUAACUGGACUGUUCCAAAAAGCUUUAAAAUAAAUGCUAAAGUGAACAUUGUUCAGUUCAUUCCUGUUGUGCUGUUCUCCCACUUCACCUACAUUGAUGUGUGUGCUCUUUACAACUUAAAUAAAGUAUUGAAAUAUGA